This is a messenger RNA of Emiliania huxleyi CCMP1516, 2460 nucleotides long. RefSeq lists its product as hypothetical. The record is from RefSeq and is a predicted model, not a curated record. Lineage: Eukaryota; Haptophyta; Isochrysidales; Noelaerhabdaceae. The transcript is spliced from 2 exons. Bases 1 to 2460 code for a protein of 819 amino acids.
AUGUCGCUCGCCGCCGCCGUGUCCUUCGUGGAGAAAUGCGAGUCCCCCACCGAGCUUGCCAAGCUCAGCGCCGCUGUGGCCGAACGGCAAACGGCUCUGAAUCAGAAGAAGCUGGCGCAGUCCGACGCGCCGCUUCCGACUCGCGCCGCCAACCCCUUCCUCCAGGCAGAUCGGGCCGGCAGCCAGCAGCGAAAGGUGCAGCCGGACGCGUCGCUCCCUACGCGUGCUGCCAAUCCAUUCCUACAGGCCGACCGUGCUCGAAACGGCAAGAGCGCCCCUCCAAAGUCCCCAGCGAAAGAGGCUGUCGCCGUGCUGACCGCGGAAGCAGCAGUCGACCAAGUGAUGCCCGAGGCGUCCCCGGUCAAGCCAACGGUGUUGAGGAAGCGGCCUUCGGCAAUCGAAUCUGCUCUCACGCUCGUCGGCCUGCGCGAGGAUGACGCGCACCUCGCCGAGCCACCCGACGGCCAUGCGCUCAAGAAAGCAUGGGCUUCGUUUCUCGCCGCCAACGAGGUGCUCGAGGCGGUCCAGGCGUACGCGGAGCUGCGAGCGGCGUGCCGUGUACCGGCCGAGGCGUUUGGUCAGGCGGCGUUCGAUGCGGUGCAGACGGUCACGGCCUCCUCGCCCGUGCCUCACAAGACCAAGUCGCUCAUGGUUGCUCUCUCCAACAACCUCAAGAAACGGCCGCCGCCGCCAAAGCCAGAGGACUCUCCUCGCGUAGUCAUCUCUGGGGCCGGCCCCGUCGGGCUGCGCGCCGCCGUCGAGGCGGCUCUGAUGGGGAUGCGCGUGCACGUUGUCGAGAAGCGCGACUCCUUCUCGCGCGUCAACAUCCUGCUGCUCUGGCCAAUGACCGCCGACGACCUCAUGGCGUACGGCGCGAGAACCUUCUACCCCAAGUUUUCCAACAACAAUGCGAUGCUCCACCUCGGAACACGCGAGAUUCAGCUCGUCCUGCUGAAGAACGCGCUGCUCCUCGGCGUGCGCUUCUCCUACGGAACCGAAAUGGUCGCCGUGCAGGCGCCUGCGUCGGGCGCGGCGUCCUGGAAGGCUUGGACAACGGAGGCGGCCGCCAAGGACGCGGCGCUAGCUGGCGUGCUCGACUUCAAGAAGCUCAAGAUCGGCGCCUACCAGACCGGGACCGGGCAGGGCAAGUGCAACAUGGUGCAAAAGUCUGAGCUCGAUCCGAGCUUCGCGCUCGACGCCUCCAAGAAGGCGCCAGAGGGCGUGACGCUGCUGCCCUUCGACGCGCUGCUGCUGGCCGAGGGCGAGUGGUCAAACUCGUGCGUGCGGCUGGGGAUCGACAAGACGAUCGACCGCUUCAGUCAAGCCAUCGGUUUCGUCAUCAACAUGGAGUUUGACCCAAAGGACAAGCUGACGAAGGACACCGUGCUGCGCUCCUUCACCGCGCGACCGUUCGACCCGGCAGGCAAGCGCCUCACCGCGGCCAACAUCAAGUUCGAGUUUGCCGAGUACCUCAAGGGAGAGACGCAUUACAUCGUCGUGACGAUCAAGAAGGCGAGCCUGCUCGAGCACAACGCGCUGCGACAGGACCUGCCCGCCUCCGAUCUGCUAACUAAGCAGAACCUCGACGUCGAGGCGCUGAUGGUGCUCGCGCGCAAGAUUGCCACCUGCAUCGGCCUGCCGGAGCACACGCAGUUCUGCGACUUCCACCCCGCCAAGCUCUUCGACUUCUCGACGCGCGCGCGCUGCCUCGCCGGCUUCCGCGUGCUCGCGGUCCAGCGCGACGGCACCGUCACCGGCUCGGGCCUCGAGACGCACCCGUACCUCCGAGAGGCGGAGACCAAGUACUAUGAGCGGGCGGCGGUGCAGGCGGAGGAGGAGGUCACCAAGCGGAAGAAGGAGAUGGUGGAGCUGCGCAAGUCAAUUGAGGCGGUCGAGGCGGCGAUCGCAAAGGGCGGCUGCCUCGGCGACAUGAAUGAGGCGCAGACGCAGGAGUUCCUCAAGGCGCAGCUCGAGGGGCAGCAGAGGUCGGUCGGGGAGCUCGAAAAGAAGACCUCGGUCAACGAAGCGAGCGCGACCACUGCGCGAGAGCGGCAGCGCGAAUGGCUCGCAGCCGUCUCAGCCUUCUCGGCCGGCGGCUCCUCGCUCGUGCCGGUGCUUCCCAUUGGCGACUCGAUGCUCGAGCCAUUCUGGCCGCAGGGCCUCGGCUCGAACCGCGGCUUCCAUACCGCGCUUGAUGCAGUGUGGGCGGUGCAAGUGAUGAAGUCGGAGGGGCUCGAGGCGGCGCUGCUCGAGCGCUCCUUUUGGUACGAUCUCAUGCUGCAGGCGACAUGGAACAACGGGCUACUGCGACCGGCGGACGGCUGGUCCGCCGACCCGGCGACGCGCUACGAGGGCAAGGCCGUCGUACAACAGAAGGAGAUUUACUCCAACCCAACCUCGAAGCGGCUCUUCCGCGGGAGUGGGGCCACGCCGGAGCGCCUCCUGCACGCCGUCUCCUAG